AUGAGUCAAAUAGAUCAAAUAAUUGCUGAUGCAAGAGCAUUAUUGCAAUUCUCUCAAGCUGAGAAAGCUUUAGAACUUUUGACUCCAAAUUUUGAAUCAAAAAGUUCUAGUGUUCCAUUUUUACAAAUAUUUGGUGAAACAUUAUUAGAGAAUAAUGAUUUAGAAAACGCUUACAAUGUCUUAAUUAAAGCUUGUGAAUUAGACCCAACUGGUGACCAAGGCACUGAGAAAUUUCUUUAUUUAGGACAAAUAAUUGGAGGAUCUGAUGGUUUAAAAUAUUUGGAUAAUGGCUUGAACAAAUUGAGCGUUCAAUUGAAUGCUAUAAAUGAAGAUAAAGGCGAAGAUGAUAAUAUCCUCGUAGAAUUAUCUAAGGUAUACGAAACAAAAGAACAACUUCAGAAAUACUUUAUCAAGAAAUUAAAUCAAGGAAUCUUCGCUAAAAUUGAAAUUUGGAUGACAGACUUAUGUAUGGAGCCAGAAGCAGAAGACCAAUGCAAUAAUUUAAUUGCGUAUUCUUUAGAAUUAGAUAAUCAGAAUCCCGAAUCCUUGUCAUUAUUAUCAUCGAUUAGAAUUUCUCAACAACGAGUAGAUGAGGCAAAGGAAGCUUUGAAAACAUCAUGGACUUUAUUUCAGGACAAGAAGACAAAAUUAGAAGAAGCAGCUAAUGAUUUACAAACAGAUUCUGAAGAAAAAAAUCAACCUGAUUCUUUUGAAGUUGGAUUAGAAUACAUGGAAUUGAUUCAGCCUUUAUUGACCCUUGCUAGAUUUGCAAUCGAGUUAGAACUCUACGAAAUUGCAAUUACCAUAUCCUCUAAUAGUCAAGAUAUAAAUGAAAAUAUCUUGGAGUCGUACUAUUAUGAAGCUUUAGCUAAUAUUCUUUCAGCAAAGCAAAUUGCAUAUAAGGUUCAAUCUUCGAAUGUUGAAGAUUAUAGAGAUUUAGAAAUUAAAGAACUCAUGAAAUCUCAAAAUUCAGAUAUAAAGGCAUUCAUUGAUGAGGCGAAAUCUGCAUUAACUCAGGGAUAUAAGCUCACUCAAACUGAUUCUGUUGAUGCUGACCCUGAAUUGAUUGAACAAGUGUUGAGUUUAGUUGAUGAAGUUGGAGGACCUAUAAUUAGCGAGUUAAUGCCCCAAAGACUUGAAGUUGAAGAAGAAGGUUGGGAGGAAGAAAUUAACAGCGACGAAGAGUUGUAA
Molecule: messenger RNA, 1191 nt
Organism: Debaryomyces tyrocola
Lineage: Eukaryota; Fungi; Ascomycota; Pichiomycetes; Serinales; Debaryomycetaceae
Source: the annotation of a GenBank genome assembly